Messenger RNA from Cuscuta europaea, 1369 nucleotides. NCBI's taxonomy places the organism in Eukaryota, Viridiplantae, Streptophyta, Magnoliopsida, Solanales, Convolvulaceae. The record is from the annotation of a GenBank genome assembly.
GCAAAUGUUGGUAUAAUUUUUUAAUUUGUUACUCUAUUUAGAGAGGUCCUGGCAGGAUAAAGGAGGAGGGUGCUGUGGUAGGCGUGUGACGGCCAACAGUAUCACUUAGUCACAUCACAUGACAUGAAUCGAAAUAUGAAUAUCGUUAAUGCUAGGUCGUCACCCGUAAGUGACGCGUCAUCCCUCCGCCUGGGGGUGGUGUCAAAUAUGCAAGGGCGCGCUACACUUGAUAGACCUGGGUGUGGUGAUAAGAAUGCUAAGGUUGCUAGGUCGCCGCCCAGAAGCGGCGCGUCAUCCCAUUGCCCGGGGAUGAUGUCAAAUAGGCAAGGGCAUGGUGGAGUCCGAGAUGGGGUUAAGAACAGAAGGUGGAAUGCUAGAUUGCGUUUUGGGACAUGGAAUGUUGGGUCUCUUACAGGCAAAUCUUCCGAGGUAGUCGAGGUUAUGAGCAGAAGGAAUAUCAGCAUUAUGUGUGUGCAAGAAACUAAAUGGGUUGGUGAGAAAGCACGUGAGAUUAAUCCCGGAGGUUUUAAGUUGUGGUAUUCGGGGAGAGAUAAGACUAGAAAUGGGGUAGGCAUUAUUGUGGCGCGUGACUAUGUUGAGGAUGUGGUAGAAGUCUUCAGGAAGAACGAUCGCAUCAUGAGCAUUAAAUUGGUGAUAAGAGGUGAGAUUGUGUCUGUGGUAAGUGCCUAUGCACCACAAGUGGGAUUGGAUGCAUCUACAACUCAACAGUUCUGGGAAGAUCUUGAGGACGUGGUGCGACGAGUGCCAAGGGGAGAGAAGUUGAUCAUAGGAGGUGACCUCAACGGGCAUGUGGGCUCGAGUCGUGAUGGCUUUGAGAAUAUUCAUGGCGGACAUGGUUUUGGCACUAGGAAUGAGGCGGGAAAGAACAUUUUGGAUUUUGCCUUGACGUAUGAGUUGGCUAUAAUGAACACUUGGUUUAAGAAAAGAGACUCUCACCUUGAAACCUAUAAAAGUGGAGCUAAUAGUACCCAAAUUGACUACUUCUUAGUACGGACCACUUGGAGAACUAGCUACACUGAUUGUAAGGUUAUUCCAGGUGAGAGUGUUGUCACUCAGCAUAGGAUGCUUGUGCUUGACUUUCGAGGUAAGAACCAUAGAAGACAAGUUAAACAACAAGUGGAGCCAAAGAUAAAAUGGUGGAGGCUUGAGGGAGAUCUUCAACAAAGCUUUACACACAAAAUGGUCGGUGAAGAUGUAUGGCGUAUUGAUAAUGAAACACAUGUGGAUGAUGUGUGGUUAUCAAUGGAGUUGACCAUUAACAAAGUGGCAAAGGAGGUACUUGGAGAAUCUAAAGGAUGUCGGCCACCUAAAAAGGACACAUCUUGGUGGAAUGAUGAGGUGAAACAAU